CUCAGCAGCUGCUUCAGACUGGAAAGUCCCUGUCAAGGUGCAUUUCAGGGAGGGAAAACUGCGGCCAGCGCUGCCCUUUUAAAUGACGGCCUAUGCUGCAUCCUUCGCCUCGUUUCCUUUAUACAGAUAUACCAUUUGGGUGUACUGUCCGAGCCGCUGUUUUGCUGCUUGAGUGAGUAGAUGCUCCCAGUCCGGGCUAGCGGCUGUUAGCGGGCUAGCUCUUUGUGCGGCCAGCUCGAGCUGAGCGAUGUGUUGUUGCUGCUGCUGAGAGACAGGACAGGACAGCCCUCCCGACGACUGGGGGAGCACAGCCCUCAGCUGUGGAUGGAAGUACGCCCUCUCGACAGCUCCGUGUGCUCCUGGCAGUCUCAGUGAAGCCCAGCCCUAGCGAGGCGACACAAGCUGCAGGGAUUAGUUUCACUGAAGAGGAAGGAGAUGGGAAACUGUCUGAAAUCUCCCACCUCGGAUGAUAUUUCUCUGCUACACGAGUCUCAGUCGGACCGGGCCAGCUACGGAGACGGUGCUGACCAUGAUCAGGAGCCACCGCCCCCUUAUCGGGAACAGAUCCAUGUGCCUGUCUACCACCCGACGCCCAGCCAGGCCCGACUGGCCACACAGCUGACAGAAGAGGAGCAGGUCCGCAUCGCCCAACGCAUCGGACUCAUCCAGCACCUUCCCAAAGGCGUGUACGACCCGGGGCGGGAUGGCUCUGAGAAGAAGAUCAGAGAGUGUGUCAUCUGUAUGAUGGACUUUGUCUAUGGAGACCCCAUUCGGUUCCUGCCCUGCAUGCACAUCUACCACAUGGACUGUAUAGACGACUGGCUGAUGAGAUCCUUCACCUGUCCCUCCUGCAUGGAGCCAGUGGACGCUGCACUACUUUCCUCUUACGAGACCAACUGACACAGACACUGACCACACACACACACACACACACACACACACACACACACACACACACACACACACACACACACACACACACACACACACACACACACACACAGACACUAUAGAUAAAAGCUUCCACCUUAAUAACUUAUAUCCUGGAUUAGUAAGAUGGAGAUAACAAAGCAGUGAUCAUUAAAAAAAAAAAAUCACAGGAUGAGUCCUUUGUGUGAGCGAACGUGCUGUAUGUUGUGUGUGUGCGUGUGUGUGCGUGUGUGUGCGUGCGUGUGUGUGUGUGUGUGUGUGUGUGUGUGUGUCUGCGUGCACAUAAUUUCUUCAGUUGGCCUGCUGGACAGGACUGUAUCUGAGAAAGGACUGGAGGAUUUAUGAUGAAGAUUUAUGGUGGUAAGGAUGAGCAGGAGUCCAAAAUGGAAGUUGAAAGUCAGAAAGCGUGACAGCAAAUCAAGAGGGGUGGAUGAUUUUAUGAAACCUUCUUUUAAAUAUGUCAUACACACAGUAUCAUAAAAAAGAGUCUAAGACAACAGGAGGGACAUCUAAUCUCUACUGUUAGGCUGCAAAUUGUGUUUCCUGGACUUCUGAUACCCAGCGACUCUCAUAACCCAAGAAAAGUGCGAAGAAAUCUCUUUCAGAAGAUAUGCCUGUUGCAAAAACUACCACAAAUGCAGACAAGACUGUUGGAAAUGGACAUAAAACUGGAGACUAGAGAUUUUGCCACCAACAUACAACAGGACUCCUCUUGGCUUCAGCACACAAGCCUUGAGUUGUAUCUCUGUACAGAUCUUACCUGUCAAACAAAUAAAUAAAUGAAAAUAAGAUUUGUCGAUAGACUGACUGAUUGAUUGAUUGGCCUGUGGCUUUGUAAAAUCUGUUCCUUAUUUUGUCACUCAACACAAGGGCUUGAACCAGUGUUAACUAACAACACAGACGUGACCUGAGGAAAUUCAGUGUGCGUGCAUGUUAUUAAUGUGAUGGAGAGCUGAUGGCCUGUUGCUGUUGGGUUUCUGCUUCAUGGCUUUCUCACUCAGUGAGAGCUCAGAUUAUGGGCUGUAGCACAAGUCAAACAGUUGAACAAACCAGUGAUGUUAGAUAUUUGCACUUCCCAAUCACACUUGUGACAAGAGGUCAUAUGCAUUUAACCUAUAUGUCAAUGUAAAUCAUCUCAUGUGCUUUGUAGACAUCAUUAGUGUUGCAAUGACUGAAGCAGGAGUCUGUUCCCUAAUUUAAGGUGCAUUAACCAAACUACUAAUUUCAAGGGUAUCCCACUUAUUUUCUUUUGGUAAAUCAUUUUCUACAGAAAUUUUAGCAUAUUUAACAUGAUGGUGUCGGUAUGUGACAGAAAAAAACCUGGCUAUGGGUAACGCAUGAGUGCACAUGACUGAAGACCUGAACAGUCGGUAUUAGUAGUUCUUUUAAUUUAACAUGUAUUUUUAUGUAUAAAUUCGAUAUUACCCAAGUCACCCAGUUCAUUGUGAAAGCACAAAGAUUCCAUUGCUCAAUUAUGUUUUAUGUCCCUUGCCAACAUAGGACCGAGCAGGUAAUUAAAAAUCCUCCAAGAAGAGAUUUAAGCUUUUUGUUGUGGGCAUCAUACAGAUCAAACACAGUCUAAAAACAUGCCUUUAUUGAUCUGUGUAUGCUCGCAUUCCUGCAUGCACAUUUUCAAAGGUUCUGCGGCCGUCUGGACUCAGCACCUUAGUUCUCGCACAUUACUUUAAUAUAUUUUUGUCUUUAUGUUGUACAUUGUCCUCCAUGAUCAAGAUGGAGCUUCAUGGCCUUAAUAGGUUAUACAUGAGAGAGAUGGUGGUGUGAGCUGCUAAAAUAUGAGCAAACUCUAGUCAACAUUAGGAAAAUAUGAAGUGAUGGUGAUUAUGCACAAAGUGUUGAGAUGACAAAUGCUUUUGCUCAGCUUUCAGGUAUUGUUCACGCCAAACUCUUCUACUGCAUUGUCACAAAACUAAUAACUGAAUUGUAAGUGUAUCAUUGUGAUUGGGGUGCCUCUGUGUCAUUAGCUUCCACCUCUCUUCUGCUGUUAAAUCCCAUUUACGCCCUGUUCUGCAAGGCCUAACCCAGACGUGGUUUAGCAAUUGAGGAAAAUAGGAAUUUGAUCCACACCUACUUUUUGCAGAAGAGAAACUGUCAUGGUUGGGUCAGGCUUGCUCAACACUCAUCGUCUGUUCCUCAAACAUAUCCUGGACCAUUCUGAACAUGCACGUUGACAAAAUGCUUCCCUGUGUAUAUUUUACUUUUAACAUUGAUAUAACUGCACCAUAUGUUGCAUUAUCACAGGACAGAGUAGUUGUUGGGCUUUGACUUGAUGUCAAGAGAGACAGGGAUGGUAAGUGAGAUCUCCUCUGGAGUGGCUUUUUGUUUUUUCCUUUUCUGAUAAUUGAAUGGGGGAUGUAUGAUGUGUGAUUAUUAAUGGAUGCUUGUAUAUCUGUUUCUUGUUUGUAAGCAUAAAUAUGCCUAUGCUCUGUACUAAAGGUAAAUAAUAAAUGGACAUU
Cololabis saira (Pacific saury) is the source of this 3404-nucleotide messenger RNA. It is a transcript of the gene rnf11b, whose product is annotated as ring finger protein 11b. The transcript has 3 exons. NCBI's taxonomy places the organism in Eukaryota, Metazoa, Chordata, Actinopteri, Beloniformes, Belonidae. The record is from RefSeq and is a predicted model, not a curated record. The coding region runs from base 436 to 900 and encodes 154 amino acids.